AUGGCUCAAGAGACAAACCAGACUCCAGGGCCCAUGCUGUGUAGUACAGGAUGUGGAUUUUAUGGAAAUCCUAGAACAAAUGGCAUGUGUUCUGUUUGCUACAAAGAACAUCUUCAGCGACAGCAGAAUAGUGAUAGAAUCAGCCCAAUGGGGGCAGCUAGUGGUUCAAACAGUCCUACCUCAGACUCUGCAUCUGUACAGAGAGCAGAUGGUAGCUUAAGCCAGUGUGAAGGUACUGCUAGUAGCACAUCUGGAAAAUCAAGAAAUGUGCUUGUUGCCGCUUUGCCUGUAAUGCAGCAAAUGACAGAAAUGAGCAUUUCAAGAGAGGAGAAAGUAUCACCAAAAACAGAGAUUGAGCCAGUUGUUACUCAACCAAGCCCAUCAGUUUCUCAACCUAGUACUUCACAGAGUGAAGAGAAAGCUUCUGAACUGCCUAAACCAAAGAGGAACAGAUGUUUCACAUGCAGAAAGAAGGUUGGCCUUACGGGGUUUGACUGCCGAUGUGGAAACUUAUUUUGUGGACUUCACCGUUAUUCUGACAAGCAUAACUGUCCAUAUGAUUACAAAACAGAAGCUGCAGCAAAAAUCAGGAAAGAGAAUCCAGUUGUGGUAGCUGAAAAAAUCCAGAGAAUAUAAACUAGCCUACUUGUGAAA
Molecule: messenger RNA, 654 nt
Organism: Chiroxiphia lanceolata (lance-tailed manakin)
Lineage: Eukaryota; Metazoa; Chordata; Aves; Passeriformes; Pipridae
Product: AN1-type zinc finger protein 5-like
Exons: 5
Coding region: 1-636 (211 amino acids)
Molecular function (GO): DNA binding; zinc ion binding
Source: RefSeq, a predicted model, not a curated record